GAGCCCGCGGGCGCCUUUAAAUUCGGGCCGGGCCGGCCGCCGCCAGCACAGCCGCUUCGCCUCGCCCCGUCCCCGCCUUCGGCCCGGCCCGCGGCCGCCGAGCGGUAGCGAAGCGGGCGACCGUGCGCGACUCCGGACACGCGUGUGCCAGCGGAGCGGCCAUGCCCCGCGGCGCCCGCUGAAGCCGCCCCGCUCCGCCGCUCCGCCCGCCCGCUGCCCCGCAGCCCCCGCCCGCCGCCAAGCUGGAGGAGCGCCGCAAGCCCGAGCCCCGCAGGAUGGAGGACGAGGCAGUACUGGAUAGAGGGGCUUCCUUCCUUAAACAUGUAUGUGAUGAAGAAGAAGUGGAAGGUCAUCACACUGUUUACAUUGGGGUCCAUGUGCCGAAGAGCUACAGGAGAAGGCGGCGUCACAGGAGACGAACUGGGCACAAGGAAAAGAAAGAAAAGGAGAAAAUUUCUGAGAAUUACUCUGACAAAUCAGACGUAGAAAAUGCUGAUGAGACAAGCAGCAGCAUCCUCAAACCGCUCAUCUCCCCUGCUGCUGAACGUGUCCGGUUCAUUCUGGGAGAAGAUGACGACAGCCCAGCACCCCCGCAGCUUUUCACGGAGCUGGAUGAGCUUCUGGCCGUUGAUGGACAAGAAAUGGAAUGGAAGGAGACUGCAAGGUGGAUAAAGUUCGAGGAGAAGGUAGAACAAGGUGGGGAGCGAUGGAGUAAACCUCAUGUGGCCACAUUAUCCCUACACAGCUUGUUUGAGUUAAGGACGUGUAUAGAGAAAGGCUCGAUAAUGCUGGAUAUGGAGGCCACUUCUCUUCCUCAGGUGGUGGAAAUGAUUGUCGACCAUCAGAUUGAGACAGGGCUCUUGAAGCCAGACAUGAAGGACAAAGUCACCUACACGCUGCUCAGGAAGCACCGGCACCAGACCAAGAAGUCCAACCUGCGCUCUCUGGCAGACAUUGGAAAGACCGUCUCCAGUGCAAGUAGGAUGUUUUCCAACCCCGAUAAUGCACGCAGCCCACUCGAGAGCUCUGUGCCCUGCCUAGCGACACGCACGCUGGAUGAUGAAAUCCAAGUGCAGCGCAGCCCCAGCGUAGGAUGGCUCAGCAGUCCAGCCAUGACUCACAGAAAUCUGACUUCCACCAGUCUGAAUGACAUCUCUGACAAGCCUGAGAAAGAUCAGCUGAAGAAUAAAUUUAUGAAGAAAUUACCCCGCGAUGCUGAGGCCUCCAAUGUGCUGGUUGGGGAGGUAGACUUCCUGGACAGUCCUUUCAUUGCCUUCGUCCGGCUGCAGCAGGCAGUUAUGUUGGGUGCUCUGACAGAAGUCCCCGUCCCUACCCGGUUUCUAUUCAUACUACUUGGACCUAAAGGCAAAGCAAAGUCAUAUCAUGAGAUUGGCCGAGCCAUUGCUACCCUCAUGUCUGAUGAGGUAUUCCACGACAUUGCCUAUAAAGCCAAGGACUGGCAGGACCUGAUUGCUGGCAUUGAUGAGUUUCUGGAUGAAGUUAUUGUGCUCCCCCCUGGAGAAUGGGAUCCAGCUAUUAGGAUAGAGCCCCCCAAGUCUCUUCCAUCUUCAGAUAAAAGGAAAAACAUGUACUCUGGUGGAGAAAACGUGCAGAUGAAUGGAGACACACCUCAUGAUGGAGGACAUGGAGGUGGGGGCCAUGGAGACUGUGAAGAGCUGCAGCGAACUGGCAGAUUCUGUGGUGGCUUAAUCAAAGAUAUAAAGAGGAAAGCACCCUUCUUCGCCAGUGACUUCUAUGAUGCUUUAAAUAUUCAAUCCCUUUCAGCCAUUCUUUUCAUCUACCUGGCCACAGUGACCAAUGCUAUCACUUUUGGAGGACUGCUUGGUGAUGCUACGGAAAACAUGCAGGGUGUGUUGGAGAGUUUUCUGGGCACAGCAGUCACCGGAGCGAUAUUUUGCCUUUUUGCUGGCCAGCCACUCACUAUUUUAAGCAGCACGGGACCUGUCCUUGUCUUUGAACGGCUUCUCUUUAAUUUCAGCAAAGACAAUGAUUUUGACUACCUGGAGUUUCGUCUCUGGAUCGGCCUUUGGUCAGCCUUCCAGUGUCUCAUUCUUGUUGCUACUGAUGCCAGCUUCCUGGUCAAGUACUUCACACGUUUCACCGAAGAAGGUUUCUCCUCACUUAUUAGCUUCAUCUUCAUUUAUGAUGCUUUCAAGAAGAUGAUCAAGCUGGCAGAUUAUUACCCUAUCAACCCCAAUUUCAACGUGGACUAUAUCACACGUUACUAUUGUGCCUGUGAACCACAGUUUCCAGAUAGUAGCUUGCUUUUUAACGGAACGACUGUGCCGUCAGUUGAGGGGCCAUUCUAUUCCUCUACUGAGAUGUACAACACCAGCAUUGACUGGUCAUCUCUGACAAAGAAGGAGUGCUUCAAAUAUGGAGGACGCCUCGUGGGCAACAACUGUGGAUACGUCCCUGAUAUCACCCUCAUGUCUUUCAUCCUCUUUUUUGGCACUUAUACCUGCUCCAUGGCCCUGAAGAAAUUCAAGACUAGUCGCUAUUUUCCAACCACUGCCAGGAAGCUCAUCAGUGACUUUGCCAUUAUCUUAUCCAUUUUGAUCUUCUGUGGAUUAGAUGCCCUGGUAGGUGUGGCCACACCAAAACUAAUUGUGCCAAGUGAAUUCAAGCCAACCAGUCCUGAGAGGGGCUGGUUUAUCCCACCCUUUGGAGGGAACCCAUGGUGGGUGUACCUGGCAGCAGCCAUCCCUGCAUUGCUCGUCACCAUCCUCAUCUUCAUGGACCAGCAGAUCACAGCUGUCAUUGUCAACAGGAAGGAGCACAAGCUCAAGAAAGGUGCUGGAUAUCAUCUGGAUUUGUUCUGGGUGGCCAUUCUGAUGAUUAUAUGCUCCUUUAUGGGUCUGCCCUGGUAUGUUGCUGCUACUGUGAUCUCCAUUGCUCAUAUUGACAGCUUGAAGAUGGAGACUGAAACUUCAGCCCCUGGAGAACAACCCAAGUUUUUGGGAGUGAGGGAGCAGAGAGUCACUGGAGUCAUUGUCUUCAUUCUGACUGGUGUGUCUGUCUUCAUGGCUCCUAUCUUGAAGUUCAUUCCUAUGCCUGUACUCUAUGGUGUCUUCCUGUACAUGGGUGUUGCAUCCCUCAAUGGUGUGCAGUUCAUGGAUCGUCUGAAGCUGCUCUUGAUGCCUCUGAAGCACCAGCCUGAUUUUAUCUAUCUGCGUCACGUCCCGCUGCGUAGGGUCCAUCUGUUCACGUUUCUGCAGGUGGUUUGCUUAGCCCUACUCUGGAUUCUCAAGUCAACAGUGGCCGCUAUCAUAUUCCCUGUCAUGAUCUUGGCACUUGUAGCAGUCAGAAAAGCCAUGGACUACCUCUUCUCCCAGCAUGACUUAAGUUUUCUUGAUGACGUCAUUCCAGAAAAAGACAAGAAAAAGAAAGAGGAUGAGAAGAAGAAGAAAAAGAAGAAGGGCAGCCUGGACAGUGACAAUGAGGAUUCUGACUGCCCCUACUCAGAAAAAGUCCCAAGUAUUAAAAUACCAAUGGACAUCAUGGAGCAGGAACCUUUCCUAAGUGAUAGCAAACCUGCUGACAAAGAAAAAUCACCAACAUUCCUUGAACGCCAUACGUCGUGCUGAUAAAAUUCCUUUCCUUCGGUCACACACUAUGCCAAGCCCUCCACGAACUCCAGUAAAAGUUGUGCCUCAAAUUAGAAUAGAACUUGAGCCUGAAGACAAUGGUUAUUUCUGGAGGAGCAAGGGAACAGAAACUACUUUGUAACUUGUCUGUCUGUUAAGUCUUAUAUGGAAUUUAUUUUGUCACUAGCCAAAUAUUACAAUGCUCUCUGCUCCCCACCCGCAAAGGUAAACGAGACAUUCUGCGCUCCCCGCUCUGCCCUUAUCCCCCCUGCGGAUUUCCUCUUAUUUAUCCUCAGCCAAUUUUUCCACUUUGACCAAGACUCAUUUUUGCCUUCUCUGUUGCUUAGACAUGCACGCAUCUCAUUUUCAAGCAGAGGGCAGAAGUAUUAAGGAUAUAAUAUAAUACUUUUGUGAAAUGUCAGAGGAACUGGCAUUACUUUAGUUGUGAAUCAGUGUUUGUUUGUUUGUUUGUUGUCUGGCAGAACAAAACUGACCUCCAGGCUAAUUCAAUGUCUUUAUUACACUGCUCUAAGAUGCUGGAAAGUGCUGCUAAUACUAACUUGCUCUUAAAGCCUGUACUUGUAGUAACACAGGAAGGAAAGCUGAAAGGUACUUCACUCCCAGCACAGACAAACUAUUGCCAUCGUUGUAGCAUGUGUUUUCAAACGUCCCUUUCCUAUGCAAUUUUUUUUAAAGAAACACUUUAAUGGACUUAAUCCGUCAGGUACAUUGAAGAGUGUUAUUUUCCUACAUUAUUUUGUUUAAAUUAUGGGGGCCUAACCUAUGACUUCUUCUUUUUUUUUUUUUGACAAUUUUUUUUAACCUUUUUUUUAAUUACUGUAAAGACAAAUGAAUUUUUUCCUGCAGCAGGAAACGUAUAGUUUGGAGUAGUUCUACCUCUUAUUUCUAGAUGCCAGGCUUUCUGUAAAGAUGUAUUGUACCAUAUCUCAUGUGAUUUUUACAAAAAAGAGAAAAAAAAAACACAACAAAAAACCUACACAAUCUCCAGGACGUGGCAUAGGGCUGGAUCAGUUUUAUUAACACCUUCUGCUCUAAAGCUUCUGUUUUACUUAGGGUUAUUUUAUUUGUUACGAAUGAUCUAACUUCACUAUGAAGGAGAUGGGAUAUGACUUAAAUCUCUCGUGAUCUAGGAAGGGUCUUAAGUGUACUGUUGGUAAGUGAAAUACUGACCGGUUAACAGUGUCAGUGGACAGAUGCUGAUUGUAUUCAUUUUGUUGAUUUCCUAUGCAGUAUUGUUAGAAUUUGUCCAUGUGAAACAUCUGUGUGUGCACGUGUGUGUAUGUGUGCAAGUGGAAACACCCUGCGUGUGGUUGAGACACAAGAUCCAGAUCCUCCUUGAGAACUGACAGUGCCCAGGCACUGCUUUCUGUCACUUGCAGAAUUUACUCUUACACCUUGACUGCUCGGCGCUCCGCCAGAUAAACCAAACCUUCCAUACAUGAUGAUGUAUCGGUAGCAAAUCAGCUAGGCACAGUAACACAGGUCUUUGGUUUUAAACCCAGCAAGCAUCACCUUGUGACACGUUAUUUUCUCUGCAGUGGGUACACAUUUAUUCCAAGUGUGAGGAUUACAUAUGACAUGCUGCAAAGGUUUCACUUUAAAAAUGAAGCUCCCUGCAGUGAAGCAUACAGGGGCUGAAGCAGCUGUGAGAGCAGCUCACGGGGGGGGGAAACAGUCCUUAAUAAGCCCCCAGUGCUGGGCAUUAAAAACACUCUUGCAGAAACUGCUUUGUAAUGCUUAAUACAUGGCUUUGUUUCAUUCUCUUUCCCUAAAGUAGCAAAGAUACUGAAUAGGAAGGUAGAGCUUCAUGGCUUCCACACUUGCUGUGAAGAAACCAAAGUCCAUGUUGAUUAAGGAAAUAGGAUUUCAUCACGGUGCUGGGAGACCUUAUAUGCCAAAUUCUAGCACCCACAAA
Coturnix japonica (Japanese quail) is the source of this 5544-nucleotide messenger RNA. It is a transcript of the gene SLC4A4, whose product is annotated as solute carrier family 4 member 4. Gene Ontology annotation, cellular component: plasma membrane; basolateral plasma membrane. The record is from RefSeq and is a predicted model, not a curated record. NCBI's taxonomy places the organism in Eukaryota, Metazoa, Chordata, Aves, Galliformes, Phasianidae. Gene Ontology annotation, biological process: monoatomic anion transport; regulation of intracellular pH; bicarbonate transport. Gene Ontology annotation, molecular function: sodium:bicarbonate symporter activity; solute:inorganic anion antiporter activity; monoatomic anion transmembrane transporter activity.